AUGAAAUUUAUUAAAGAAAAUAAAGAUAAUAAAGUUUAAUUCAUCGAAUAAAAAAAAAUCAUUUAUAAGGGUAAUGUUAAAUUAGAAAAGUUCAAUAUUAAAAAAUUACAUUUGAACACUACUAGCAUAAGGGAAUAAUGUAAAAGUGAUUUGAGUCCAAUUAUUAAAUCAAAAAAAGCAUAAACUAUUUUGAAACAAUUGCUUAAUGAAUAAAAUUAACAGUAAAAUAUAUGUAUAAGUUUAGAGUACUUUAAGCUAAGUCUUCUCGUAAUUUUAAACUCAAAAGAAUUUCUGUAGAUUAUAAUUAUUCUAUACAUUUACCUAAUGUUGAAGAAUAUUUUCAUUCUCAGGAUAAAUUAUAAAUGCUAAAAACUAUUAAAAAUUAAAAAAAUAGAGUUGAAAAUCAUAUUGAAAAAUUAGAAAAAAUUAAAAAGGAAUUAGAUCUUUCUGAUUAUGUAUUUAACUAACAUAAAAACAUAACUUAUCAUUCAAAUACACCAAGUAAAUCUGCAAGAAGACAUACAAUUAAAUAAAAUACAAGUGGCAGCACUUUAUUUGGUAAAACAGAAAAUGUCAAAAGAUAAUUAUUAAUUAUUGAUAGUGAAGAUAGAAAAUAAAUAGAUAAAAAUAAAGAAAUUGAAUUAUAUAAGAAAUAUGAAAAAGUACGAGAUAGUAAAGUAUUACCUUAAUUAGUAAGUUAAAUUAAUGAAUCUUAUGAAGAAAAGAAUAAAUUAAGUGAAAAAUUCAAUAGAUAAUUAUAUUAUUGUAUACAUAACAGAGAUUAUAGUAUUCAAGAUAAAAUUAAAGAAUAUAAAAAUGAUAGUUUAUCAUAUUCUCAAUUUUAAUCUAUUUAAAAAAGAUUAAAAUAACAUUUGGAAGGUAGAUUUAAAGCAACAGAAAAUUAAGUUAAUAAAUUUGAAGAUGAACUUAAAAAUUUAGCCAAAACUAAUAGAUUAACUGAAAGUAGAAAGGAAUAAUUAUCCAGAAUAAAGAUUCAAUUAGAAAAUGGUAAUUACUUAGAAAAUUAUUGA
Messenger RNA from Paramecium sonneborni, 1031 nucleotides. NCBI's taxonomy places the organism in Eukaryota, Ciliophora, Oligohymenophorea, Peniculida, Parameciidae. The record is from the annotation of a GenBank genome assembly.